Fusarium subglutinans is the source of this 1398-nucleotide messenger RNA. RefSeq lists its product as uncharacterized. The transcript has 3 exons. The record is from RefSeq and is a predicted model, not a curated record. Bases 1 to 1398 code for a protein of 465 amino acids. NCBI's taxonomy places the organism in Eukaryota, Fungi, Ascomycota, Sordariomycetes, Hypocreales, Nectriaceae.
AUGAGUCUGCCGAUAGCCCCCCUCGAUCCCUCCGCUAUCCCUGCGGGAAACACAAACCAGCGCCGGGCGUACAUCACCCAGUUCCUCGGGCGGCUAGGCAAAACAUACCUCCAGCAAGCCCCAGAGGAGUUUCGCAUCUCGAAAGAGCUGGCCAUGGCGAAGCUUGCCAAGCACAGAGUCAGGCAGGUGGGUACUGCCUACUUCGAGUAUAAUGUCGAUAAGGUUGCUUGGUUCAAUCUCUUUCGACGGCUCAAAGACGAUGCCCCUGUUUGGCCCUGGAGCAAAGGGCCCGAGAUUGACGACAUGAGUGACGGCAUGUCUGUCACCUACAACAAGUGGCGAAUUGACCACGACUUGCCUGUCACGCCUGCUGAGGAGACAGAGACCCCCAGUGGUACAAGCAACGCCGCUGAGAAUAACCCCGAGGUCACCAAACCCGCUACCACCAAGACCCAGACUCGCAACGGUGAGUCUUGCCAGCCACAGAUCGAGGCACCUCAGUCUGUGGCCAGGUCAUCCAAGGCUCAGGUGUCUGGUGAUGAGUCCUCUCAAUCCAUGGUCCGCAUCAACCAAUAUUCGGCAAGGCCCACUCCUCGCCACCUCGAGGACGCUCUUGUGCCAUCGACUCUCGACACCGCUUCUCCUGUACACUCUCAGGUUGAUCUCCCUGUAGCGUCCCAGCCCGCGGCCGUCAAUGCCCGAGAGAGGAUUGAGAACCCCGUGGUCCUCGACAUGGCUGUGCGACAGCGGUUCUGGGAGACAUCCUCCGGUGGCCCGUAUACUGGCGUCAUCGCCGGCCCCUUCACCCUCAACCUUCCAGUAUGGCUGAACUUUGAGAGACUUGUUGUUGGUGAGGAUGGACGCGAUAUCGAUGCCAUCAACAAUGAGAUCCUUGAGCCGGGCGUGGCUAUCUCUUGGGAGGUCUCCGGUGGCAAGCCUCUCUGCCUUGUGGUUGGCUUCACCAAUGAGACCAGUUCGAUGCUGCCUCAGCUUCAACAACAUCUGUUUGAGGUUUGGUGUGACGUAGUCGCAUGGUUCUGUUCGGCGGUGUCCGGUUCUUCGGUCAGCUUGGCCCCUUACCUCAGAGUCAUCCAAGUCUCAUUAUGGCAAGAGUCCCUCGCUGAGAGUGAUCUCUUUGCCAGUCGAGCCCGUCAAGCUCGCGAGUGCUUCGAAUUUUGGUCCCCGAUGAUCCGAGAGGUCAUCCAGCAGCCUCUGGGAGUCGCUGAACAGAGCCUUGCCGCUUGGAUUUGCAACGAGGAAACCGACUCGGACGAGCGCACUAAGCGUCUCAAUGUUGCUCGAGAUGUUUGGCUAUCCAGCUCGUCCGACCCCAAGGUCAUCCGCCGGGCUACAAAGUGGAUACAGAACUUCCUUGGCACCCUUGAGCCCUCUACUUGA